GAGCGCGCGCCCGGAGGGGCGGGCUGGGACUUUCGGCUGCCGGGAGCCCGAGUUCCCUUCCGCUUCCGACGCACUGUCCGCCAGCCGGUGGAUGUGCGGCAACAACAUGUCCGCUCCGAUGCCCGCCGUUGUGCCGGCCGCCCGGAAGGCCACCGCCGCGGUUAUUUUCCUUCACGGAUUGGGAGAUACAGGGCAUGGAUGGGCAGAAGCCUUUGCAGGUAUCAAAAGUCCCCACAUCAAAUACAUCUGUCCACAUGCCCCUGUGAUGCCAGUCACAUUAAAUAUGAAUAUGGCUAUGCCUUCUUGGUUUGAUAUCGUUGGACUUUCACCAGAUUCCCAGGAAGAUGAAUCUGGAAUUAAACAGGCAGCAGAAACCGUAAAAGCCUUGAUAGAUCAAGAAGUGAAGAAUGGCAUUCCUUCUAACAGGAUUAUUUUGGGAGGAUUUUCUCAGGGAGGCGCCUUGUCUUUAUACACUGCUCUCACCACACAGCAGAAACUGGCUGGUGUCACUGCACUCAGUUGCUGGCUUCCACUUCGGGCUUCGUUUUCACAGGGGCCGAUCAACAGUGCUAAUCGAGAUAUUUCCGUUCUCCAGUGCCAUGGAGAUUGUGACCCUUUAGUUCCCCUAAUGUUUGGUUCUCUUACUGUUGAAAGACUAAAAGCAUUGAUAAAUCCAGCCAAUGUAACCUUCAAAAUCUAUGAAGGCAUGAUGCACAGCUCAUGUCAGCAGGAAAUGAUGGAUGUCAAGCACUUCAUUGAUAAGCUCCUACCUCCAAUUGAUUGACAUCACUAAGAGGCCUUGAGUAGAAGUUCACCAGCAUCACAGUAGUAGAGUAUAAACCUCUUCCCAUGACUGACCAUAGAACUUCUAAUGUGUGCAGUGUUAAAAUGUUUUGCAAAUACAUACCAAUGAUACAGACUAAAUGAUGUUACCCUCAUGGGAAAUAUAUGAUCCUUUUAAGUGUCUAUGCAUAUAUUUGUAUUAUACAAUUCAGAAUAUACUAAGUAUUACAGUAGGUAAGUGAAGCAACUAGAUUCUUUGUCUCAAAUUCAGCAAAAUAAGAUAACAAACAGUUUUAUUACAUCAUUUGAAAAUUACUAGUAUGUUCUGUGAAGAUGUGUUCAGGUAAGAUGUAAGUGACUUCUUAGUUCUGUGAGUUAGACUAUAGUUUUACUCCACAAUUGUUCAGUCUCCAUGCAGUGUCUGUAUUUUUCUGUUUGUAUUCACAUAGAUGAUACUAUAAUAGCUAAGAAUCAGAUGGUAUUACAUUAUCCCUAAUAAUGGGGAUAAUGCUUUUGAGUGUCAAAAAGUAAUACUGCAUUCUUCAAUUAAUGGCCCUUCUAUUGGGAGACCAGGCUUUUUUUCCCUUCUAUGUAAUUUUUCUCAAGAAAAAACAAGGUUCUUUUUUGAUUUUCCGUAGAAAACUAAUAUUGCCUCUCUGUCAUAUAUUUUAUUUUGACAUUUUGAGAUACAGACAUAGCCGGGCGUGGUGGUGCAUGCCUUUAAUCCCAGCACUCGGGAGGCAGAGGCAGGCGGAUCUCUGUCAAUAGCCUGGUCCACAGAGUGAGUUCCAGGACAGCCAGGGCUACACAGAGAAACCCUGUCUCGGAAACAAACAAACAAACAAACCGAAACACAGACAUACAGUAUUUCCAACCUAGGUAAUAUGAAAAGAAAUCAAACAUUACUUAAGUUUAUAUAUUUCAAAUAACUGCACCUUAGUCCAACUUUAGACUGUAGAGUUAUAGACUCUCCAGUCCUGGUAAUAAAUCUGUGGUUUUAUUUUUCUGUAAAACACUUAAAGGGGAAGUAAUAUCUUGGCAUAUUUAGAAAUACUUGUGACUGGCUUCAAAAUAUAAUUUCUUAAAUAUCUUAUAGCCGAUUUUAAGUUUACAUUUUCUGUACAUGUUAUGCUUAAAACCAAAUACUGUUCAAGAUGAGCAAUCAGACUUAUGUUUUAUUUUUAUCUGGGUAACAUAUUAUUUUGAAAUUUUCAUCUUAAGUAAAGGAGCUUUUGAUAAUCAGUCUCCUGUACAAAUAUUAAAAUAAUAAUUUGAUUUUAAAUCAUCAGCAUGUUCAAAAUACUGGUGAAAAUUAUUUAAUAUAAGGACUGGUUAGAACAUUAUAUAUAUAUCCCAUAUUUAUAACUGUUACCACACAGUUGAAUAUGUUGCAAAAAUUAUGGUUAUUUCUGAACGGUUGCUUUUCUUGCUGUUUUCCAACCAACCAAGAAGCACCUUUAUAAACAGGUGCUAAUUGAUAUGAAGAUCAUUUUGGUAUGUCCUAGAUAGAAUGAAGCCAAAUGUCUGGAUUUAAAACAAUUUCAAACAAUCAUUUACUAUUUUGCUUUACUUUAAAGAACAUAAAUUUACUUCAGUUAUUCUAUCUGUAAAGAUUUAUUUGGUAUAAGAAAUAUUCCAUUGACUGUGUGCUGUAAUGUGGGAAAAUGUCAUGUUUUUCACAGUUUCUAUCAAUGUGAAAUAAAAUUUAAUUUUGGCUUUA
Messenger RNA from Mus musculus (house mouse), 2503 nucleotides. It is a transcript of the gene Lypla1, whose product is annotated as lysophospholipase 1. Gene Ontology annotation, biological process: negative regulation of aggrephagy; fatty acid transport. Lineage: Eukaryota; Metazoa; Chordata; Mammalia; Rodentia; Muridae. The transcript has 9 exons. Gene Ontology annotation, molecular function: hydrolase activity, acting on ester bonds; palmitoyl-(protein) hydrolase activity; glycerophospholipase activity. The coding region runs from base 92 to 784 and encodes 230 amino acids. Gene Ontology annotation, cellular component: cytoplasm; cytosol; plasma membrane. The record is from RefSeq and is marked validated.